Solanum stenotomum is the source of this 1994-nucleotide messenger RNA. RefSeq names its product ABC transporter G family member 1. Gene Ontology annotation, molecular function: ATP binding; ATP hydrolysis activity; ABC-type transporter activity. The record is from RefSeq and is a predicted model, not a curated record. Gene Ontology annotation, cellular component: membrane. The transcript is spliced from 9 exons. The coding region runs from base 109 to 1854 and encodes 581 amino acids. NCBI's taxonomy places the organism in Eukaryota, Viridiplantae, Streptophyta, Magnoliopsida, Solanales, Solanaceae.
UUGACGUGGGAAGAUUUGUGGGUGACGGCUUCAAGCUUGAAAGAUGGCAACAAAGCCAUUCUUAAAGGUUUAACAGGCUAUGCAAGGCCUAGUGAGCUCUUGGCUAUCAUGGGCCCUUCUGGCUGUGGCAAAUCUACACUUCUCGACACAAUUGCCGGGAGAUUGGGAUCGAGCACAAGGCAGAGUGGAGAUAUUCUAAUCAAUGGUCGCAAACAAACACUGGCAUAUGGAACCUCUGCGUAUGUGACUCAAGAAGAUACUCUAAUGGCAACUCUCACAGUAAAAGAAGCUGUAUACUACUCUGCUGAACUCCAACUCCCAAAUUCCAUGCCAAAAUCAGAGAAAAAACAAAUAGCAGACAUGACUAUGAAGGAAAUGGGAUUGCAGGAUGCAAUGGAAACAAGAAUUGGAGGAUGGAUUGGAAAAGGAAUUAGCGGAGGACAAAAAAGGAGAGUCAGCAUAUGCUUAGAGAUUUUAACGCGCCCAAAACUUCUCUUUCUUGAUGAACCAACUAGUGGACUUGAUAGCGCAGCGUCUUAUUAUGUCAUGAAAACAAUUGCAAGCCAAUGUCAGGGGAGAACAAUUAUUGCCUCAAUUCAUCAACCUAGCACUGAAGUUUUCAGUCUAUUUCAUUCUUUAUGUCUUCUGUCUUGUGGAAGAACUGUCUACUUUGGCCCUGCUAGUGCAGCAAUUGAGUUUUUUGCAUUGAGUGGUUAUCCUUGCCCCACGCUCCAGAAUCCAUCUGAUCAUUUUCUCAAAACAAUUAACAGUGAUUUUGAUCAGGACAUUGAAGAAGGUCCAACUAGUAGGAAAUCAACAGAAGAGGUGAUUAAUAUCCUGAUAAAGUCGUAUAGUGAUUCUGAUAAGUACAGAGCAGUUCAAAGUCAAGUUGCUGAAAUCUGCCAACAGGAAGGUGAAGUACUGGAGAAAAGAAGCCGUGCCAGCUUCACAACUCAAAGCCUUGUUUUGACAAAAAGGUCAUUUGUGAACAUGUCCCGUGAUCUUGGUUACUACUGGCUGCGCUUAGGUGUUUAUAUUGUAAUAGCUGUAGGUCUUGGCACUAUCUACUAUGAUGUUGGCUUUUCUUACACUUCGAUUCAGUCAAGAGGUUCCAUGCUAAUGUUUGUGGCGACAUUCAUCACUUUUAUGGCCAUUGGUGGAUUCUCCUCUUUUGUGGAAGAACUCAAGGUAUUUCAACGAGAGAAACUAAACGGUCUUUAUGGUUCUGGUUCAUUUGUCAUUGCCAAUACACUUGCUGCUCUACCAUACUUGGUAUUGGUAUCUUUUAUCCCAGGAGCUAUCGCGUAUUUCCUCACUGGACUACAAGGUGGAUUCGAGCAUUUCAUCUACUUUGCACUAGUCCUCUUCACGUGUAUGAUGUUAGUUGAGAGCCUAAUGAUGAUUGUAGCAAGCAUUGUGCCUAAUUUCCUCAUGGGAUUAAUAAGUGGAGCAGGAAUACAAGCACUUAUGUGCUUGAGUGGAGGAUUCUUUCGAUUACCAAAUGAUUUGCCUAGGGUAUUCUGGAAGUACCCUUUACACUAUGUCGCAUUUCAUAAGUAUGCUUACCAAGGACUGUUCAAGAACGAGUUUGAAGGACUAAAAAUUCAUGACGAGAACAUGAAAAGUUUGAUCAAAGGGGAAGAUAUUCUGAAAUAUAAAUGGGAAAUGGAUAUAGAUUACUCAAAGUGGGUGGAUCUUGCCAUUUUACUGGGGAUGAUAAUUUUAUACAGGCUAUUGUUCUUGCUGUUUGUCAAGGCUGGUGAAAAGGUUAAGCCAGCUGUAAGAGCAAUCAUGUCUAACUCACCUAAACAAAUCAAUUCAGCAGAAACACCUUUGCAUGAAUUUUCUGCUUAAUUACAAUAUAGGUGUUCAUGUUAUUAUAUAUAGCUAGUCUAUUUCCUUGUAUAAUUUGCUAAUUUCACCAUGUAAUAAGUCGUACCUUUUAAAUUAUAUCUCCUAUUGAAGCUAAUCUACAUUUAAAUAAAUUGGAUCAA